AUGGCUUCCACUUCUCUCCACCCUCUUCACCAAUCUCUUUCUCCAAAAUACCCUCAUCUUUCUCACAAUUCACGAUUCACUCCCUCUCGUCUCCGCUUCACCUCCCUUCGGUUUCCCUCUACAAUUCGCGCCGCUUCAGCUGUUGCUCUUGAACCGGAAGUAAGCACACAGCAGAGUCAAACUCUAGAGGUCGACCCAUUUGCUUGUCCAAUAUGUUAUGAACCUCUAAUAAGAAAAGGUCGUCCAGGUUUUAACUUGCCUGCAAUAUAUCGGUCUGGUUUCAAGUGUAAUAAAUGCACCAAAACAUACUCAAGCAAAGACAACUAUCUGGAUCUUACAAUUACUGCCGGAAUGAAGGAUUACACUGAAAUCCAACCAGCGAGGACCGAGCUGUUCCGGAGUCCACUUGUUUCGUUCUUGUAUGAACGAGGCUGGCGCCAAAGUUUUAAUCAAAGUGGCUUUCCUGGUCCUGACGAAGAGUUCGAAAUGGCUCAGGAGUACUUCAAACCUGCCGAAGGGGGUCUUCUAGUAGAUGUGAGCUGUGGUAGUGGCUUGUUUUCCAGAAAAUUUGCCAAGUCUGGAGCAUAUUCGAAAGUUAUUGCACUUGAUUUCUCCGAAAACAUGCUUCGCCAGUGCUAUGAUUACAUCAAGCAAGAUGAUACUAUUUCAUCAACAAAUCUUGCUCUUGUCAGAGCAGAUAUUUCAAGACUUCCAUUUGCAUCAGGUUCAGUUGAUGCUGUUCAUGCCGGUGCUGCCAUACAUUGCUGGCCAUCUCCUUCCAAUGCUGUCGCUGAAAUUUCUCGUGUACUGCGAAGUGGUGGAGUUUUUGUUGGAACCACUUUUCUUCGAUAUAGUUCAACAACUUCCUGGAUAGAACGACCUUUCCGUGAGAGGGUUAGGUGGAACUAUAACUACUUUAUAGAGGAGGAACUUGAAGACUUGUGCUCAACCUGUGGUCUCACAAACUACUCAAAGAAAGUUCAGCAAUCCUUCAUAAUGUUCUCUGCGCAGAAGCCAUGA
This is a messenger RNA of Dovyalis caffra, 1020 nucleotides long. The record is from the annotation of a GenBank genome assembly. NCBI's taxonomy places the organism in Eukaryota, Viridiplantae, Streptophyta, Magnoliopsida, Malpighiales, Salicaceae.